Molecule: messenger RNA, 318 nt
Organism: Colletotrichum acutatum
Lineage: Eukaryota; Fungi; Ascomycota; Sordariomycetes; Glomerellales; Glomerellaceae
Exons: 2
Coding region: 1-318 (105 amino acids)
Source: RefSeq, a predicted model, not a curated record
AUGGGUCCAAGGGGUUGCGUUGGUCCCGGACUUUGGCUUCUCCCCGAAGAGCCGGGUUCCUUGUGCUGUGCGCCGUGCCGCUCUCAAACCCGCGGGUUUACACUUUACGGUAAUGCUUCUGCCUCUCUGCCUCAACCUAAGCCUAGGACGCAAGUCAGGUCGUCGUCAAACGGCAAGGUCACGUUCAUGCAGUCAGGCGGUGCCUGUAAUCGCGUCUCGGUACCACCCAUCCGUCCAUCAUCCCGUCUCAUCGGACACAUCAGUCUCUGCUUGAGACGACAACCUGGUCGAGGCUUGACUAUGGACACCAUCAGAUGA